This is a messenger RNA of Mercenaria mercenaria, 1212 nucleotides long. RefSeq lists its product as uncharacterized. The record is from RefSeq and is a predicted model, not a curated record. The coding region runs from base 70 to 966 and encodes 298 amino acids. Lineage: Eukaryota; Metazoa; Mollusca; Bivalvia; Venerida; Veneridae. The transcript has 2 exons.
UAUCGCAGACGUAUCAAACAUUUUAUCAGGACAUACAAAAUUUUCUUUUAGCGUUGAAAACAUUUUGCUAUGGAUCAAACUGAGAGCCUUCCAGUUCUGUAUAUUCGAGCCAGAAGUCACUACGAUGUAGGCUUUUCUAUUGGCACUACCUUCAAAGGAUGGAUUCAGGACUACAUGGACACUUCAAACGAAUUUAAGCAGUAUAGAACGUUUUACAACGGAAAGGAAGGACAAAGGUUAGUUGAUCAGUACAUGUCAACCGGCCGUACGUCCCAUUCGAAUGUUAUGUCAGAAAUCCAGGGCAUGGCGGAUGGGGCGGAAGUGAAGUUUGAAGAGCUUUUUCUGUUGCAGAUUUCAUCAGAACUAAAGUUUUGUGACUUGAAAGAAAUGUUUAGAAGAACGGAUGACAAAGAAAAUGGUGAGAAAGGAUGCACUGAUGUUCUGGUUAAUAGAAAACAAUGCAGGAUUAUCGGACAUAACGACGACUGGACAGAAGACGUGUCUUCCCGCGUUUAUAUUGUGCACGUGACUAUAGCAGACGAGAAAGAGCGCGUGAUUGAGCAGUUUGUAUCUUUCAGCUACCCGGGUUAUUUAACAGGAUUUUGCUUUGGAAUGAAUAAGUCUCUGGUAAUAAGCCUGAACUCAUUAUCACCAAAGAAAGCAAAUAGGACAGGAGUUCCCUUGGCAAUACUGCUGCGUUCACUACUCGCGUGUAAUACCAUUGAAGAAUGUUCUUCUGCCAUGGAAAGUAAACCGUAUGGAUGUGCUUACGGGAUGAAUAUAAAUAUUGCCGCUAUUAAUGGAACCAACAUGUGCUCGAUGGAAGUAUAUCCACUGCAGGUAAUAGAUCUACUUAUAAAUAAUAAAACAGAUGAUGAUGAUGAUGAUGAUGAUGAAAGGUUGGUACAAGAAUGUUUCUUUCCACUACUGGUGGACAUCCAUCAAUUCAUAAAAAAAUUCGUUUAAGGGUCACUUCAUGUUGUUGCCUUUUGGUCCCUAAGCGCUGUCAAGCGAAACAGCUGCAUGGAACAAUCUCGUGAAAGGCAUUUCCAAGGACGUUACAGAUCAAGUACAAUGUAAGUGAAAUAUCCACUGAAGAAGUUGUUUAAAGGUUUUGCAAGUUUUAUUGCUGACUGAUAUACGCUGUCAAAGGGAACUAUUUGAUCAAACAAGACUGAGGUCAAUGUCAUGACGCUACAGGCCAAGUUUGAU